ACUAACCUCUGUUUCCGCUUCCGGGCGCGCCGCUGACUGUGCGUGUUAGCAACGGCCGAGUGAGGCGGGAGCGGCGGUCGUUGAGGCUGAAAAGGAACGAACCGACCAGCGAGCGAUGGGGGCCAGCGGAGAAGAUGGGACCGAUAGCGAGGAGCGCUUCGAUGGCAUGUUGCUAGCUAUGGCCCAGCAACACCAGGGCGGCGUGCGGGAGCUUGUGGACACCUUCUUCAGCUUCUUGAGGCGCAAAACUGAUUUCUUUGUAGGAGGAGAAGAGGGUGCCGCUGAGAAGUUAAUCACAGAGACAUUCAGCCACCACAACAAACUGGCACAGAAGGCACAAAAAGAGAAGAAGGCCCGUCAAGAGGUAGAACAGCAGGAAAAAGCAGAGCGUGCUGCUAAGCUUGCUAAAGAAGUGAAACAGGAAGACAGUGAGCCCAGGAUAAAGGAGCUAACUGAUGAAGAGGCAGAAAGGUUGCAACUGGAAAUUGACCAGAAAAAAGAGAAGAAAGAAAAUGAAGCCCCGGAUGUCCCCGCCAAAUCUGCUGAGAAUCCAGUGGAAGCUCCAGACUCCAGCAAGCAGGAUACAGAUGAGGAGGAAGAAGAUGAGAAGGACAAAGGCAAGCUUAAACCAAACUCUGGGAAUGGGGCGGACCUUCCAAAUUACAGGUGGACGCAGACUCUCUCUGAACUGGAUCUUGCCAUCCCAUUUAAAGUCAGCUUCAGACUGAAGGGGAAGGAUAUGUUGGUCGACAUACAGAGACGUCACCUGAAGGUGGGACUGAAGGGCCAUCCUCCUGUGAUUGAUGGAGAUUUAUACAACGAGGUGAAGGUGGAGGAGAGUUCAUGGCUGAUUGAGGAUGGAAAAAUAGUCACUGUGCACUUGGAGAAGAUCAACAAGAUGGAAUGGUGGAACAAGUUAGUCCAAACAGACCCAGAGAUUAACACCAAGAAAAUUAACCCAGAGAACUCAAAAUUAUCAGACCUGGACAGUGAAACACGGAGCAUGGUGGAGAAAAUGAUGUAUGACCAACGGCAGAAAUCAAUGGGGCUUCCCACAUCUGAUGAGCAGAAGAAGCAGGACAUUCUGAAAAAGUUCAUGGAACAGCAUCCAGAAAUGGAUUUCUCAAAAGCAAAAUUCAACUGAAAUGGCCUCUUUCUCCCCUCCCCCAAACUUAUUAAGAUAACAUAAAAACGAAAAAGCCAAGCAGGACAGUGUGGAUAUUCAGUCCCUUCCCCUCCAAAGCCUUGGGGUGCUGUGACUGCUCAUAUCACAUCAGAGUGAGCUCUCUGCGUAAGAAGAACUCUUAGUUAAUCCAUGUAGUGCACUGCUUAGUCUUGCAGAUUUUCAGCAGCAGUAUCAAUCACCUGAAGCCUGUUUUACCUCUGCAUAGGGAAGAAUAUUUCAGGGACACAGGAAAAGGGGGUUUCAUAAUGGAAUCGUAGAUUGUCCCUUGGCUGUUGCUUAGUGUCUAGGAACUAUCAUUUUAAAUAUACUCAUUUAAGGAGCAGGAGAGACACACGGCCUUGAUCAUCCUCUACUCUCCCAGCUCCUUCUCUUGAAACGAGAGCUGGAAGUCCUCAUCUCACUCCCUCUAACGCUCCUUCUCCAAACCAAGCAACUCCUGCAGGACACUAAUCAGUGCAGCAAUACUGAGAGCGGUUCCCGACAUGCUUCAUGAAGCAUCCAUGUAUCUGCUUUUGUCAAACUUUCUAUAACCUCUAAUGUUACUCCAGCAUUGGAAGUGUAAGUUCAGAAGCUUGGAGGCACAAAAGGGGAUAGAUUGCCUUGAAUCUGUGUUUAGUUUUUUGGAUGAAGGGAUAUUAAACUGUUUAGGCCACAUAAGAAUUUGCUGUAUUGGCCCUACUUCUCAUUAUCCCACGUGGAUCUGUCCCAUUUCAGAGCUUCAGUGGUACUUAUUCGCUCUAGGUAGAUGUUUUUAUUCUUCAAAAUUAUUUUCUGAUGUGAUACUGCUGGUGAUUUGGCCUUACAAAACCAGUAUUUAGGAAUAUGUAGGGACUGUUAAAUGGCCGAUUACAUCAAAAAGUUUGAUUUGCUUAGAAACAGCAUCUAAGAUACAAUGAUCCAUAUGAACCGUGCAGGUGCAUUACGUUAACAGAAGCCAAGAUUUUUCUGCUGUCAGAUCUUUCGGAUGGCAGACAGAUCUCUGACUUGCUAGAGACCAGCUGCCCACCUCACUAGAGCUGUUCCAAAUACAUUCCCCUUUCAGCAUUGGACAUGGCAAGCAAGAGCCUUCUGCAUGUUCUCCUUUUUUGUUGUUGUUGCUUUAAAAACAGCUUGUAUUCUGCAUGGAUAAUUAAAAAGGUGAUGUUUUCA
Messenger RNA from Rhineura floridana, 2335 nucleotides. It is a transcript of the gene NUDC, whose product is annotated as nuclear distribution C, dynein complex regulator. Gene Ontology annotation, cellular component: cytoplasm. Lineage: Eukaryota; Metazoa; Chordata; Lepidosauria; Squamata; Rhineuridae. The record is from RefSeq and is a predicted model, not a curated record. The coding region runs from base 116 to 1144 and encodes 342 amino acids. The transcript is spliced from 9 exons. Gene Ontology annotation, biological process: protein folding.